Molecule: messenger RNA, 258 nt
Organism: Parnassius mnemosyne (clouded apollo)
Lineage: Eukaryota; Metazoa; Arthropoda; Insecta; Lepidoptera; Papilionidae
Source: the annotation of a GenBank genome assembly
AUGGCUGAUAAUAUAGUCAGGAAGAAAGUUGGCCUCGCAGAUACAACGCGCCAAAAAGUUUCUCAUAUAGUUACCGAAGAGCGGCGGUACACAAAUGUGGAAGACCACUUGCCAUGCCCACUCUCAAUUUACAAACGAUGCCGCCUUUGUAGCACGAAAGUGAACGACAAGCGUUUAAAAAUAAUGGGCCAAAAGUGCGAAGUACCUCUGUGCAUUGUUCCUUGUUUUUAUGCUUUUCAUCAGAGGCAGCAGCACUAG